AUGGAAGUGCAUGAAAAAGAGAUUCGUUGCUCCUCAUCUGGUGAGAUCGACCAAAGAAUCUCUUCUUUAUGCACUCUCAUUCGAAAUAAGGGUCCCCCUAAUUCACUUUGUCCUAGCAACAGCAGGUCGACGCUCGACGGUUGCCUAAUUCUACACCUUCUCGUUGACUCACUCGACCUUUCUCUAUCUCGAGCUUCGUUUUUCCAUCUCACUUUGCUUCGGCUUUCUAGCUUGAACUUGUUUUUCUUCUAUUUUGCUGCAUUAGCUUCGCGUUUCAACACCACCUUCGACCGGGGCUAUGCAGUGCUCGACUUUCUUUACACCAACCAGGACGACUCUGGCGAAUACUUCUGCCUGGCGACCAACUCGCUGGGCCAAGCGCAAGACCUAAACCAACUCAACUUCGAUGAAUUCGGCAAACUGCUGACUUCAACUCCACAUGCUCAAUGGCCUCAAUUGCUGUUAACAUUUCAAGCGUUGCUGACCGACAUUUUCGGCCUGACAACAAGCUUAGCAACAACAGGCAAGUCCUUCUGCUAUGUGUACCAUUCCUUUGCCAUCUUGGCACUAAAUGAAGUUUUUUUUCCAACUGGUCUAUCAGCUUAUCUCUUUCCCGCCUCCUAA
Protopolystoma xenopodis is the source of this 624-nucleotide messenger RNA. Lineage: Eukaryota; Metazoa; Platyhelminthes; Monogenea; Polystomatidea; Polystomatidae. The record is from the annotation of a GenBank genome assembly.